AUCUUUAGUGGUGCAACGGAUCAUCAUUGAUCCGUGAUCCGUUCGGAUCAAUUAUUUCGGUUCGGCACACACAUGAUCCGCGGAUUGAUUUAUGGAGAAAAAAAAAUUGUGCGCACGUUCAGUCCACACACGGCGUGGUCAUGGCGAGCGGAGGAACGGAGGAGCUUGAACACCCCGCGUCAUUUAAAUCCCCUGUUUGGGAGCAUUUUGGCUUCCCUGUCAAAGUUAAUGAUGAAGGAAAGAGGUUAGUGGAUAAAACCGUGACGGUGUGUAGGCACUGUGGCAUAAGAAAGCCAUACAACAGUGGAAACACAUCUAGCAUGGCCACGCAUUUGCAGCGACAUCACCCCGGUGUUUCACUGACAGGAGUGAAACCGAAAGCGGCUCAACAACCGCUUAUCACCGCAGCAUUUAAACAGCCCCUUCCUGCACAAACCGACCGGGCUAAAGCUAUCACAAACGCUAUUGGUGUGUUUAUAGGUGCAGACAUGAGGCCAUAUUCGGUUGUGCAAAACGAGGGUUUUAAAUACAUGUUGAACGUGCUCGAGCCACGUUACGACAUUCCGUCGCGCACCCACUUCAGCGAAAAGAUUGUGCCAGAUCUUUAUGAGCAGGAGAAGAAAAAAGUUGUGGAUGAACUAUCUGUAGCACCCUCUGUUGCACUCACAACAGACGGGUGGACGUCAAGGGGAACGGUGAGCUAUGUGACAAUAACCGCUCACUUCAUCACAGCAGACUGGGAGAUGAAAAGUCCGGUGCUGCAGACACGUCCCCUCUACGAAAGUCACACAGGCAGUCAUCUUGCGCAGGUACUGACACAAGCAGUGGAGGAAUGGAAGAUAAAGAGGCCCACUACUAAUAUCCCAGUCACAACUGAUAAUGCCAAAAAUCAAAUAAAUGCAGUGAAUGAGGCAGGACUGGGCCCACAGAUAGGGUGCUUUGCACAUGUAGUGAAUUUGGCAUCACAGAAGGGAAUCUCAGUCAAUAGGAUGGACCGCCUCCUUGGGAGGAUCAGGAAGGUGGUUUCCUACUUCCACAGAAGCACAACAGCUGCUCAUGUGCUUAAGACAAGGCAAGAGAUGCUAAAGCUGCCUACUCAUAAGCUCAUACAUGAUGUCCCAACAAGGUGGAAUUCCACUUAUGAUAUGUUGGAGCGUUAUCUGGAGCAGCAGGCAGCUAUAUACUCUGCAUUGACCGACAAGACCCUAAAGAAAAAUGUCAAAGACAUCAUAAACCUCUCUGAUGAUGAUGUGAGAGUGGCAGAGGAGGUCCUCCAGGUGCUUAAACCCCUUAAAACUGUUACAUCUCUGCUGAGCACUGAAACUUCGCCAUCGGUGUCAAUGAUCCUGCCGCUGAAAACAAGGAUUCUACAAUCCAUGGCUCCAAGUGUGGAAGACAGCACCAUCACUCAAGAUGUCAAGACUGCCAUUAGAGAGGACCUGAAGCCCAGAUACACUUCACCCCCUACUCUACAGGACUACCUUCACAGAUCUACUGCCCUGGAUCCGAGGUUCAAGUCCCUGUCUCACAUAGACCCUGACCUACGCCAGAGGACAUACAGUGACCUCACCACUGAGCUUGUGAGCAGUCUAGCCACUGAAGACUGUGAUGAGGGUCAAGCUGCAGAGCCAACAGGAGCAAACUUGGACACAUCUCCUCCACAAAAGAAGUCGGCAAUGGCAGAGCUUUUUGGAGAGACCUUUGCCAGCAAAGACAUGGACAGCAAGACUCCUGCUGACGUCAUCAAAGAGGAGGUGGCAUUCUACCUGGCAGCAAGCGGCAUUGCAGUGGAUGGUGAUCCACUGACAUGGUGGAAAAGCAAUGAGUGUAAAUACCCUCAUAUUGCUAAGAUGGCAAGAUGCUAUCUCGCUGUGCCAGGCUCUUCAGUUCCUUCCGAGAGAGUGUUCUCAACAGCAGGGGACAUAGUGACUGCAAAGAGGUCCACACUCUCCCCAGACAAUGUAGACACCCUUGUCUUUUUGAAAAAGAAUUUGAAAUUAUAAGCUCAUGUAUGCUUUGUUUUCUUUCUUUAAUUCUUCUUUGAUGAUGUGGACGUAGGCUUUAUGUCACUCUCAUAAAGCUCUUGUUUCAAGGAAGAUGAUGUGCCUUCUUAUGUUGCACUUUAAGUUGUUCUUUAUUGAUGGUCAUUGGUCCAUGUUUAAAGGAAGGAGAUGUGCCUUUUUAUGUUGCACUGUAAGUUGUUUUUCAUUAAUUAUGUUGAAAAGAAGAUAUUAAUCGUGCACUUUAAGUUGAUUUUAUAUUGUUAAUAAACAAAA
This is a messenger RNA of Pleuronectes platessa (European plaice), 2276 nucleotides long. RefSeq names its product E3 SUMO-protein ligase ZBED1-like. Bases 141 to 2003 code for a protein of 620 amino acids. Lineage: Eukaryota; Metazoa; Chordata; Actinopteri; Pleuronectiformes; Pleuronectidae. The transcript is spliced from 2 exons. The record is from RefSeq and is a predicted model, not a curated record. Gene Ontology annotation, molecular function: DNA binding; protein dimerization activity.